Daphnia carinata is the source of this 4405-nucleotide messenger RNA. RefSeq names its product sister chromatid cohesion protein PDS5 homolog B-B-like (gene pds5). Gene Ontology annotation, biological process: mitotic sister chromatid cohesion; DNA repair. The transcript is spliced from 16 exons. The record is from RefSeq and is a predicted model, not a curated record. Bases 281 to 4372 code for a protein of 1363 amino acids. Gene Ontology annotation, cellular component: chromatin; nucleus. NCBI's taxonomy places the organism in Eukaryota, Metazoa, Arthropoda, Branchiopoda, Diplostraca, Daphniidae.
UUUUGUUUGUUACAAGACGUUUACGGCGUCCCCUAUUGAGCUCGACAUCCAAUGCCAAGAAAAUGGCGGCGGUUUGAGUGCCAUCUCUUGAGUCGCCCAUGUUAACUGAAUCCAUUGAAUUGUUGUGAGUUAGCGGCACUUCUGACUUAAAGCUGCUGUGAUUUUUAUACGCAAAGGAAUUCGGCCAAUUGGUCAUUUUUACAGUGUAAUAAUAUCUUUUGUGAUAAUCUUCAACGCAUUUGAUCAAUCCGGUUACUAAAGAGGUUUACUUGACCCCAAAAUGCCUGGUGGAGGCGAUACCGUGACCAUAAUCUACCCACAAGGGUGUAAAGAAGUCACAGAAGAUCUUACUCCUGAUGAACUUAUAAGAAGACUUAAGACUUUAGCACAUACUUUCCAGUCCAUGGGGCAAGAAGAAGGUGCAUACCAGGAAUUUGUACCACUUGCUCUCCAUUUGGCUGAUGAUUUUUUUCUCCAGCAUCAUUCAAGAGAUGUCCAAUUGCUGAUUGCUUGUUGUAUUGCUGAUGUUUUACGAGUCUAUGCUCCAGAUGCUCCCUACACAGAUCCAGAGCAAGUCAAAGGAAUUUUCCUUUUUCUAAUUCGUCAAUUAGGGGGGCUGAAGGAUCCUAAAGAUCCUGCCUUCAAACGUUAUUUCUAUCUGCUUGAAAAUCUUGCAUAUGUCAAGUCCUUCAACAUGUGCUUUGACCUUGAGGAUUGCCAAGAAAUCUUCUGUGAGCUCUUUAAACUCAUCUUCAAAAUUGUCAAUGAUGAACAUUCUGGUAAAGUGAAGAGUUUCAUGCUUGAUAUUUUAUGCCCGCUCAUAACCGAGUCGGAUUCGGUGUCUAAUGAGCUGCUGGAUAUAAUAUUAUCGAAUAUUGUUGAACCGCUAAAAUCUCAACGGAAAAAUGCAUACAAACUUGCAAGGGAACUCCUAUUAAAGUGUAGCGAUACUCUGGAACCCUAUAUCCAAGCGUUUUUCAACCAAGUUCUAAUUCUUGGGAAAGAGGACAAGCAGCUCUUUAUUGCUACAAAGGUGUACGACUUGAUUUAUGAGUUGUAUCAUGUUUGUUCCAGAGUGCUUUUGUCAGUCUUGCCGCAGUUGGAAUUUAAAUUGAAGAGCCCUGAUGAGCAAGAGAGAAUGGGCUGCGUCUCUCUUCUUGCCAGAAUGUUUUCAGAAAAAGAUUCUCAACUUGCCACCCAACAUCGUCAGCUCUGGCGAGCAUUCCUUGGGAGAUUUAAUGACAUCAGCGUAGCCAUUCGUACGAAGUGUGUCCAAUAUUCUAUGCAUUUCUUGCUAAACCAUCCUGAAUUGAGGCAAGAUGUAACAGAAACUUUAAAGCUACGCCAGCAUGACGCAGAGGAAUCUGUUCGGUACGAGGUUGUGACGGCAAUAGUUGCCACGGCCAAGCGGGACUUCUCAAUAGUUUCAGACAGUGAGGACCUUGUGAAUUUUGUUAAAGAACGGACAUUGGACAAGAAGUUCAAAAUUCGAAAGGAGGCCUUAACAGGAUUAGCUAUGAUUUAUAAGACAUUUUUGGGUGAUCCUGAUGUUCCAGAAACCACAAAAAAAGCAGUGACCUGGAUUAAAGACAAGAUCUUGCAUGGAUAUUACAUGACUGGACUCGAAGAUCGGCUCCUUGUUGAACGCCUGCUCAAUACUUGUCUUGUCCCGUAUCAGUUACCAGCCGACGUCAGAAUGAAAAAAUUGUAUUACUUGUACGCUACUAUCGACGAAAACGCUACCAAAUCAUUCAUAGAACUUCAGAAAAGUCAAGCCACGGUUCGGAAAGCUGUGUCAGACUUGACAGAAGUUUACAACCAACUUGAACCAGGCGAAAACCGAGACAAGGAAAUUACCACCAGAGUUGCACAAUUGUCCAAGUACCUUCCAGAUCCAAUCAAAGCGGCUGAAUUCAUUCACAAGUUUGCUGUCAAUUUGGCGAGCGAUAGCAGUAUGCUUCAAUUACUGGAAACCGUGGUUAAUCCGGAAGUAAGCUGUAAGGAAUGUGCUGAAGCCGGAACACAGCUAUUGAAAAAGCUGGGUCAACCCGUUAUGACCAAUCUGUAUUACAACACCGUGAAGCUACUAAUGGAGCGGAUUUCUUCAGUUCUCAUUGACAAAGAUGCUGUUACUCAUUUGGUUCAAUAUGUGGAAGCCUGUUUGAGGCGCGACGAAGGUACGAUGGCUGAAGAAAUCGGUAUCGAACCGGAAACAGCCGGUGAAAAGGGGCUCCGCCUUCUGUUUGUCCUUGCUUUCGGAUUUCCAGCGCACUUUAUGUCGGAGGACGUUUUAACUCGACUUGUGAAUAUUCUAUCGCUUGAUAGUCAAGAUCAUAGUGUUAGUGCCAUGGUAUUGUGUAUCCUCACUUUCGUUGGAAAGUAUCGACCUUUAGAGGCUCAGUUCCGAGACAUUGUCAGUCAGUUAAUCCCAAUCUGCGAACGUUUGGCAACUGAAGGCACUACAAAACAAGCUAAACAUGCCAUGCGUUGCCUCCACGUGAACAUUACAAAUCACGAACAGGUGUUCUCGAAAAUUUUGGAGUCGUUAAAGGACAACUUGACUACGUCUUCCCCUCACUGUCGUACCUCAAUCGUGACCCUUGGUCACAUGGCGCUUUUACUUCCUGACCGCUUUACUAUUCAAAUUAAAAACAUAGUAUCCAGAAAAAUCGUUAAAGAGUUGUUGCUUAAGAAUCAUGGAGAAACACAGCCUAUUUCAUCCGAUAUAUCAAAUGACGAAUGGUGUGAGGAAGAUCAACUUCCAGAAGAGACACGCUGCAAAGUGGAAGCCAUGAAAAUGAUGGCUAGAUGGUUAAUUGGUUUGAAAAACGAUGUCAUGUCAGCACAGAAAACGUUUAGGAUGUUGACAGCUUUCAUCCAACACCGCGGAGACCUUUUCGACGGUGGAAGAAUCGGGAAAACCGAAAUGGCUUGGCUGAGAUUGUCUGCCGGAACCGCUAUGUUGAAAAUCUGUGAACAGAAAGGAGUUGGCGAUCAAUUCACGGUUGAUCAGUUCUACAGUCUUUCUCUUCUGAUCGCUGAUGACAUGCCGGAAGUGCGCGAACGCUUUACCGCAAAGCUACACCGAGGCCUCUAUCGAAUGCCUCUUCGUUCUUUGCCUCUUGACUUCAUGGGGGUUUACGCAUUGGCGGGAACUGAAGAAGACAAACGUAUUAAAGCAAUUAUUCGCCGUUCUAUGCUGGCAGAUAUCUCGAAACGUCGGGAUUACCAGAGAGAACUACAGAUGUCUGGGAGUAUGGAGCGAAUGGCCGAUAAGUUGCCAUACAUUUUGCCCGACUAUAUGUUGGUCUAUGCAGUGCCUAUCCUUGCUCAUGAUCCGGAAUUUACAAGCCACACUAACACUGAGCAAUUACUGCGUAUUCGCCAAUGUCUGUGGUUCGUUUUGGAGCCUCUAAUGAACAAGCAUGAAAAUUAUUGCUUUGGCUUUUAUAAAGCGCUAAUAGAGCGUAUGAAAAAUCAUCGCGAUGCUCUUAAACCUGAAGAUGAAGAAAGCAAUGCAAAACUGUGGGCUGUUUGCGAUUUGGCGAUGGGUUUAAUCAUGCAAAAAACAACCAGUUUUGAAAUGAAAGACUACCCUACUCAACCACGAAUCCCUUCGAUGUAUUUCAGGACUCAUGAUGAUCCCAAUUUUUUAAACACGAAGAUCUAUUUGCCACCCGAGUUACAAAUAGCUCCUCCGAAGAAAGCGAGUACAGUUGGCGGAGGGGGUGUUGGAAGUGGACUGGUUAAGGUAUCUGCAUUGAAAUCCUUCUCGGGAGCAAGCAUACGGGGUAAAGGUGGAAGAAGAGGUCGCCCUCCAAAGCAAGAUCUUGAUGACGUUGAGUCAGAUGAAGAACCUGAAGAAUCUUUUGACCAAACCGUUAUGCAGUCUGCCUCUAAUACAGAUGAAUCCAUGGCUACUAGACGAUCUUCACGUAUUCGUACAUCAGCACCGCACACUUCGAUUGGUGCCAACAGUGGGUCAGAAGAUUCCCAAGAAGCAACCACACCUAUUUCCAAAGAGAAACCGAAAACGACGGGGGCUAAAAUAACUUCCUAUUUUUCACCGAAACAACGGGCGGCUGCUGCUGCAUCAGCAACAGUGGAUUCUGAUAACUCUAAUAUGUCACAAAACAAUGGAACUGAAGACCAGUCGGAGCCCACGGAACAGCCGUUAGAAUCUCUUCCAAAACGUCGUGGACGGCCUCCCCGCAACCCAGCAAUGAAUGAAAAAGAAGUAGAGAGUAGUUCAGCUGCCGAAGAAGAAACAGAGGCGGAAGUUAAAUCGAGAAAGAGAAGUAAAGAAGAAGAGAAAGAUACCACGGUUGUUACACCUGCUCGGAAGUCCGCGCGAUUGGCCAAACCCAAUUGAAGUUGAUUCCUACCAUACUGCUUUCGUGAAAAU